UUUGAAAUGUUUUGAACCCCUCACUUGCGAGAUAGAGGGUUUUCUUCCUCAGAAAAUAGCACUAAAAACAUGUUUGACGUGGCUUUAAGUAGUGCUGGAGCAACUAUUGCCCUUGCUACAUCAUUUGAUGAAAAUCAUCCACCAGAAAAUAUCAUUGAUGGAAGCCUUGAUACUUUCUGGCCAACAACUGGAAUGUUUCCUCAAGAAUUCAUCAUCACCUUCAGUGCAUUAAUGAGCAUUGGAAAUAUUAAAUUCCUAUCUUCAAAUGGUGAGGAUGAUGGUGGAAGAUCUUGAAAUUGUGUUUAGUGUAAUGUAACAUGGGCAUUAUCAAUUUAAUGGUUUUUGAGUUUUUUUUUUUUCCAUAACAAUAAAUAACUCUAUGUUAGCCAGUGGAGUGGUAUGUUGCUUGCACCAAUCAGAUUCCCUGCAUUAGGGUAUGUAAUGUAUCUCACAUCAAUCAGAUUGCUGCAGUGGGGUAUGUAUCUUACACCAAUCAUAUCACAACAUUUUGAUAUCUUGUACCAAUCAGCUUUUCUUGCAAAUGAUGUCAUGGAAUUAGGGGUCUGUGCAUAAAU
Molecule: messenger RNA, 575 nt
Organism: Pocillopora verrucosa
Lineage: Eukaryota; Metazoa; Cnidaria; Anthozoa; Scleractinia; Pocilloporidae
Source: RefSeq, a predicted model, not a curated record